Molecule: messenger RNA, 569 nt
Organism: Neltuma alba
Lineage: Eukaryota; Viridiplantae; Streptophyta; Magnoliopsida; Fabales; Fabaceae
Product: FCS-Like Zinc finger 15-like
Exons: 2
Coding region: 1-405 (134 amino acids)
Source: RefSeq, a predicted model, not a curated record
AUGGUGGGUUUGAGUGUUGUGUUGGAGUCCCAGAGAGGUGUUAUCCCCAGCAGUACUCCUCAAGUCAUCAACAAAACCACCAUCUCCAUCCUCAACAAACCCUCCUCCUCGGCUUCCCACCGCCGCCCUGAUUCUCAGGUUCCCACUUUCCUAGACCAGUGCUGUCUCUGCGGCAAGAGGCUCUCCCCCGGGAACGACAUCUACAUGUACAAGGGAGACAGAGCUUUCUGCAGCGUGGAGUGCAGGUGCCAACAGAUAUUCAUGGACGAGGAAGAAAGCAUUCAAAUAGAGAACUGUUCUUUGGCUGCCAUGAGACCCCCUUCUGGUUCUUCAUCCACUUCACCGGCCCCACCUCAUCACCGGAAAUCACCCCGAAACCGAGCUAAGGGUGGCUUUGCAUACUGAGGCUGAGGCAAACCAUUUUGUUUUUUUUAUCUUUUUUCGGUUUGUGGCAAUGACCUUCCCGUUUUGCCCAUGCUUUAUCUUGUAAUGACCACUCCUUUUGCUUCCUAGUAUGAAGCCAACAUGCCCUUUCUACUUAUUAUUAUUAUUAUUAUUAUCAUGAUGAA